Messenger RNA from Cryptotermes secundus, 3166 nucleotides. RefSeq lists its product as uncharacterized. The record is from RefSeq and is a predicted model, not a curated record. The transcript is spliced from 9 exons. Bases 227 to 1753 code for a protein of 508 amino acids. NCBI's taxonomy places the organism in Eukaryota, Metazoa, Arthropoda, Insecta, Blattodea, Kalotermitidae.
UCGCCUCUCAAGUUUACUAUUCGUGAAUCAGUAUCAUCAGUAUAUCCUAGUUUUAAGCCAGUUCGUACAUAUGACAAUUUAUACAUAACACGCUUUUCGACCACGGAUCUUUCAUGAUUUAGUCUUUCCUGUUACUGACGUGACAUUGGCUGCCGUGCUUGAGCGAACCUUCCAUCCGAAAGGAUAAGCGCGAAAUUUGUUGUAUUGUUCGAGUAGUCUAUUAAUAAUGGAUUUUUUUAAAAAUAAAACUGCUUCGACGGUUUUAUUUUCCUCCCUUCCGAAAAAAGAAGUUAUAUGUUGCGUUGUGGGUUACGUAAAGUACUCGGAGAAAUGUGACAGUUCAGCCAAAUCCAAGUAUCACUGGCAAAUACUUCGAUGCAGGCAACUGAUAUUUUCUGAGCCAGAGAUAAUAGCUUCACCUGCAAGUGGAGAAGAUGGUGCAAUUUAUAUUAUUAUGACAGAUGAGUAUUAUAAAACUGGAAAGUUACAGCUGCACUUGGAAAAGUUGAGCAUGACUUGGGGCAGUCCAGAAGCAGUGUCCAACAUAACCUAUGAAGCCUGUUUCCGCUACACGCUGAUAGCUCGUAUCAGUCCUCUGUGGAACCAGGUUGAUUGUUACUUAAUCCAGGGUCGUGAUUUCCUUCUGAAUGCGUCUCCUAUGAAUGCUAUUAAAUUUGAACUAAUAGCCAGAGAUGAAAAUGUGUUCCUGUCUGUGUGGCCAAUACAAAUUAGACUUUCCUGUUUACUGAAGAGUCACGUUGAUGUGGAACACAACCGUGAGGAUAAGUGGGUUCAUGUACUACCCAGCUUGAAGAAGGCCCGCAUAAUGUCUGUGUCCCCUCACAUCCCAGUUUCCUGCCCUUUCCGGACCUACAGGGAAAUUAAAAGGCACUGGAAGAAUAUGUAUGGUUACAGACUGCCGGACACACCUGACCAGCUCUUCUUCUGCUCGCUGAGCUUCCAGUCCUUCAGUCCCACACUCUACACAUACCCAAGUCUUUGUGUGAGGCCACAGGGCUUGUUCUUCCUCCGACACAUGGACAAUAUGGGUGUGCUCCAAGUCUUUCUGGCAGACAUAGCUACUAAGCUACCAGCCAUGUGUGGGCAACCUCUGGGCACUGAGUCUCAUGUACUGUAUGCUGUACCCAGGCUCUACCAUUCCAGUGAGAGUUUGGAAUAUGCGAACUUAUCAGCACUGUCUGAACAUCUUCCAGCCAGAAAAUCAGAAGUUUUAUCAUCGAUUUCGAAGGCUGAAAUAUUAUCCAGUGAAAGUUUUGCAGUGGAUUCAUUGGGAAGCAGUUGUAAUUUUCUGGCUAGAUGCCAAUCACAAACUGAAGUAUUAUCCAGUGAAAGCUGUGCAGCAGCAGGCGCAAUGGGAAGUGAAGUAGACAUUCUAAAGGGACAAAAGAAGCUGUGUCCUGUGUUUAAGCCCAGGACUUGCCCACCAGUCAGUUAUGUCAUGCCAGAGAGCAGAGGACCAUCACCUCAUGGUACAUUCCAGUCCUUGUCAUGUGGUGACCUCGACUCUGUCACUCUGCCUAGCAAGGUCGAAGGGGGUAAGAAACCUCGGUCCCGCCCUCAGGUGCAGCCCGAUGUAGAUGUGGAGGCCCUGGCAAGAAAUCGGGAUCUGUCACGUGUCAAUGCAGUCACCCUAGUCUCUUGGCUUCGUGCCAAGAAUGUUCCAUGUAAGGUGAAAGACAGAAAGUCAGUUCUGAUAGAGAAAGUUAUGAUUCAGCUUAAUCUUCAGUUGUAAAACGUGUUUUGUUUUAGAGACAUAAAUAAUUCAGAAUAGGUUGUUAUAAUAUCUGUCACAGCGAAUUCUUCAGUCAAGAUGAGCUUCCAUUUAAUGAACAGUUCACCUGAUUAUUCUGCAGUGGUACCUACUUACAGUUUAUCAUCUGAAGUGAAUCACAAUUUUGAUCAGAUCUUCAUGUUUAUUAUGAAUAAUUCUGUAACUAUAGUUACUAAUUAUUUGUGUUCUGUACUUUUUAAAUAGUUUCCCAUUUCAAAUGAGUUUGCAUUCCCAUAACCCAUUUGCAUCUGUAAGUGUGCCUAGACACACUCAUGCUAUAUGCAUAUUUCACCAUAACCUUACUUUUACAUAGAACAGGAUUACUUUAAGUGGUUCCUGCUUCCAUCUGUGACUGAAAGUAUUGGUAUCAACUUAGGGGCCAACUUUCAGUCAGAAAACCAGUAUUUAAGCAGAGCCAAUGUAUUUGUGUUUCAUGCUUCAUUUUGGCUUUUGUGUGAAUGGUGUAUUGUGAGGCUUGUUCAAAUAAACCUUGUUCAUGGAUUGUUCUGGGCAAAGGAGUAGGGACUGUUAAAAAUAGGAUGUUGAGGCAGGUAACCCACUGAUGCACCAUCUGAUGGAUCCCCUCAACUAAGAGCUCCCUGGGCUGCAGCUGGAUCCACGGCACCUCUGCAGCUUGAAUCUCAUUCUUUGAUGCAAAAUUAUGGCAGUUAGAACUCUGUGCUGUAUGGGGAUGAUCCAACACCUUCCAGUGUAUGGGGAGCUGUGUGUCCCGGACAGCGCCUCAUGGGGACGGAUGAUGAGAAUGCCGAGGCUCUUGAUGGUGGCAUGGAGGUCUUUGAGCAUUCCACACUCAUGCUAUGUGUUGAGGGUGCCUCUUUCCUGGCACCAUUUAGCUGAAUGACAACAUGCUGGUACUGUUGGGACCAAUUCUGCACUUGUGGCAUGUCACGUAGUUCCCAUUUGGCUCUGGCAUGCCCAUUCUGUUGGCACUGUUCAUAGUUGACUGCAUGUGUGUCAUGCAUACAGCCGUGUGAUCACCUGUGACCGACUGUUCGUUAGCAGUGUCUCAAAUGGGUUUCAUUUGAACAUCAUGCAUAUGGAGCCACAUCAGUGCCCAAGACUGACUUAAAGGACUGCAGAGGAGAAACGAUGAAUAUGUAUUUGGCUGAUAGAGGUUCAUCUUUUAGGUAUUCCAUGUGAUAUAAAUGCCUGAAAAUCAAUACAUAAAUGUUACAGUAUAUUAUGUAUUCCUAAUUUGUUGCAGUUUCAUUCUGUGAAUGUUAUUUUAUUGUUUAUUGUAUUUUCAAACUGUCUGUUAUUGUACUAAGAGCUAAAAACAUGUUUUCCAUAAAAGACUGAAGUAAGAUGUCUGUGUCUCAUUACUGUAAAAUAAAAGUUCUUUACUCACACUUA